AUGGCGACUUCUGCCCUCAAUCCAACCAUCAAGCGAACGACGGCACCGGCCAAAUCUUCCGAAAGUGGCGACGACUCGUCUUACUCCACGCGGAGGUCUGCCCCCAGGAGAUACCGGAGCUUGAGCCGUUUCUCCCACCGCAUGCCGGAUCUAGACGGCGAAGUGACACCCAUGAGGAAGGGGAAGUUCGUCAACACCGUGAGGGGUUCUGGAUUCCCAGAAAUUAGCCUCGAUGACUUAGCCGUCGAGUUCUUUGAUUCGUUCUCCGGCGAGAGCGGGGUUAGCAGCGGAGAAAGAGGACGAUCUGGCUCGAGGAAAUCGGGCAACAGCGAAGGAGAGCUGACUCAUUCGCAAAGGCGUGGGCGUUCUGUAUCUAGGGUUGGUAACGGUGGCUUGCGGAGGUUGGAUGCUGAUACUGAAAGCUCGAGACGGCGGAGGUCGUUGUCUAGACAGCCGUCGACGAGGGGAAAUCCCGGUAACGGUGGUGGGUCAGUGAGGGUAGAUCCGGGAAGCAACAAUUCGAGCCGACGAAGGUCCGUGUCUAGACAGCCGCGGGAUAACAGUGGUAAUGCAGCAAUUAGGGGUAGGGAAAUUGGAGCAGAUCGUGAAAACGCGAAUUCACGGCGACGACGGUCGCUCUCUGUCGUCCGUUGUCGGAUUGACAAUUCCGAGAGUGACGUAGAUCAAGUUCAGUAUUCAAGCAAUUCAACGGAGGUGAAGAGUUUCGUGGGUGGAAAGAGUCAAAAUGGUGGGUCUCAUACACCUGCUGCUUCAGAUCAUAGACAAGGUCUUAGGAGGUCUUUUAGCCAAAAUCCAAUCAAAUACCAUGAUGGCUACUCUAGCCAGUCUUCUGCAGUCACAGAUGAUGAAGGAAAGGAUUCCAGCUCGAGCAAGCAUGGAACUGAGAGGAUAAUUCGAACAGUAUAUGCCCAAAAUAAGGCGACGCCAAAGAAAAGAGAAUCUUUGGGAAACUCUGAUUAUGGUUCCCAGCGGAAAUCCCAUGACGAUCACCAUGUCUCCACAGUUAAGAAAAGUUAUGCAACAAUAUUGCAAGAGUCUGAGGAGCGCAAGCGAGAUUUGCUGGCUGAGAUUAUGUUGGAGGAGGAGCGUGGUAGAGAGAUCUCUUUGAGCUUGAAAGAAUUACUCACUGAAAAUAGUUCUGAAGCUAACGAGAAGACUUCACGGAUGCGAAAGAGGAGCAAGGACCGGAGCAGUAGGAUGUCCAUGUGUUUGACAGAUGAAGCAGAGCAAUUCAUCGAUGAAUUCAUUUCAAACAUAGAAGACACAGACUUUUCAUCAUUUGAGGAUGAGAGGAGUGAAAGUAGUUCAAGUUUCGGGUUGAUAAAAACACUAAGCUCUCAAAGCGCCUCUGCACCGAAGAGUGUUCCUGUUGAAAUGGACGGUGUUAUGCUUCCUUGGUUGCAAUGGGAAACUCCGGACGACACUUCUGUUGCACUGGCAUGCCUAAACAAGUCACCACACACUCCAAAUACGAAACCUUUUGUCUGGGAGUCGGAUCCAAUUCAGGAUGCAUCGAGUGGGCAAGGGUCGAGCAUGGGUACCAUAAGUAGCAGAGGGAGCUGGAGCCCAUAUGAGUCAGCCACAAAGCUUGUGAAUCCCAUAAGAAGACUAAAGAUAGAUGUGGGUGAGUAUCUGAAGCGACCUAACAGCUCAGAUAUUCUAAACGAAACGUGGAAGCUAAGGCACAGAAUCAGUUCGGGAAGUCUUGUGCUAUGUAGCCGCUCAUUGAUCUAA
Messenger RNA from Arabis nemorensis, 1755 nucleotides. The record is from the annotation of a GenBank genome assembly. Lineage: Eukaryota; Viridiplantae; Streptophyta; Magnoliopsida; Brassicales; Brassicaceae.